GAAUCCUUAUGAAGAAAAAUACAGAUUAAUUCGGAUUGGAAAUCCAGCGUUCUCCACGAGGCUGUUGCCUGUGAGAGGAGCAGUUGAAUGUUUAUUUGAGAUGGGGUUUCAGGAGGGAGAAACUCACCUGGUUUUCCCUAAGGAAGCUUCGAUUGAGCAGCUACGUAAAAUCAGAGACUUAAUUGCUGGAGAGAGGAGUAGCAGACUGAAUGAGUCAAAUCAAACCCACAGAUCAGGAUCCUCAGAAACUGUGGCCAGCAGUCAGAUGGUUGCACAUCAGCCUUCAAGACCUGACUCUGUUCUUGCCUCUGCCAGUCAGCAACCAGAAACAUCACUUGUGCAGUCUCUUGAAACGGCUGCAAACAUCUUGAAAACACUUCAAACAAAAUUUGAGCACCUCGUACUGAUGUAUGAGAAUCCUUCUAUUCAGCAGAAAGCACUAGCUUCAAUUCCCCUCCAACAACUGAAAGGGAAGGCCAAGAAAAAGCUAGCACAAGCUACAAGACUGGACAAAG
Messenger RNA from Tauraco erythrolophus (red-crested turaco), 515 nucleotides. The record is from RefSeq and is a predicted model, not a curated record. NCBI's taxonomy places the organism in Eukaryota, Metazoa, Chordata, Aves, Musophagiformes, Musophagidae.